Molecule: messenger RNA, 1583 nt
Organism: Daucus carota subsp. sativus
Lineage: Eukaryota; Viridiplantae; Streptophyta; Magnoliopsida; Apiales; Apiaceae
Product: U-box domain-containing protein 7
Exons: 2
Coding region: 206-1459 (417 amino acids)
Source: RefSeq, a predicted model, not a curated record
UUGCCCUUAAAAGUCUUUUCCUAACCUUUCUCUGUUACUUUCUCUCUCUAAUUUUUAGAAGUGACCUAUAUAAAGAACCAAUAGUCUUCCAUAAAGAUAUUAACAUUAGUUCAUUACUUAUCUUAUGAUCUCUCUCUCCCCCCCUAUUUCUCUCUUCCCAUUUAUAUUUUUUCUCAGUUCUUACUUUGGUUUUGAAGCCUGAAAAAUGUCUGGUCAUACUUCAGCAUGGCACUUGGCUUUCACAAAGCUGCGUUUCUUUACUCGAAUCAGACGGUUCCUACAGCUUAAGAGUCCCAUUAAGCGGCAUGAGCCGUCUGAUCUUUCCAUUGACAAAGCUAAAGUGGCAGAUGCAAGUGAUCAAGAAGAAAACAAAGAAGAGGAGAUGGCGGUCUUGCAAAGGUCAGUAAAGAGACUUCACUUUGGGAGUUGUGAAGAGAAGGAAAUGGCUGCUAGAGAUAUUACAAGACUUGCCGCAGAAGGUUUGAACUGGCGAAAAUUUAUGGCAGAGCUAGGUGUUAUUCCACCCCUAGUAGCCAUGGCUGGUUCAGAAGUGGUGGCACGACGGAGAUUGGCAGUUCAAGCGCUUAUUGAGCUUUCUAAUGGCACUUACACGAACAAAGCUCUAAUACUGGAUGCUGGAAUCUUAUCAAAACUACCCGAAAACACUGGUGUUUUCGAAGAAGAAACAAUGCAUGAUUUUGCAAAGCUGAUAUUUUCCUUAUCAUCCGUGACCAACAGCCAGUUCCCCAUAAACACAUCAAUCAUCGUUCCAUUCGUGAUCUCUAUUCUUGAAGCAACUUCAAAUCUUGACACAAAAGAAUCAUGCUUAGGUACAUUGUACAGUCUUUCUAACAUGCUAGACAAUGCAAACACUUUGGCUUCCAGUGAAGUACUCAACAUUCUCUUGGGGUUCUCUUCUAUUAAACAAACAUCCGAAAAAGCUCUUGCAACCUUGGGCAAUUUGGUAGUGACCUCAAUGGGGAAACAAACACUUGAAAGUAAUCCGGUGGUGGCAAAGACCUUGAUAGAGAUCAUGACAUGGGAUGAUAAACCAAGAAGCCAAGAGCUAUCAGCUUAUGUUUUGAUGAUUUUAGCACAUCAAAGCUCAGUACAAAGAUUAAAAAUGGCAAAUGCUGGAAUUGUUCCUGUUCUUCUUCAAGUGUCUUUAUUAGGUAGUCCCUUAGCUCAGAAACGAGCAAUGAGGUUGCUACAAUGGUUUAAAGAAGAACGACAGACGAGAAUGAGGCCUCAUUCAGGUCCUCAGACACAAAAAUUCUCAGCUGGCUCCCCUGUAAAUCAAAGAGAUGUGAUUGAAGGAAAGAAAAUAAUGAAGAACAUGGUGAGACAGAGUUUAUACAAAAAUAUGGAAUCAAUGGCUCGUCGUGCUAACGGUGAUGAAGGGUCUUCUAAGCUCAAGUACCUGGUCAUCAGUUCAAGUUCAAAGAGCCUGCCUUAUUAGAUAUGUUCCCACACAACCUUUUUGAUAUCAUUUUUUAGAUUUAUGAUCUUAAGCAGCUGUCCAGUUUCCUUUGUUCAAUCUCCGACUCUGUAAAUCAUUAAAAAUAAGAAUUGGUUUUCUGUUA